UCUCAAAGUGGAUUAUCCCAACUGCCCCGGGGGCGGGAAGGGGGGAUCCUCCCCCGGCCGCAAAUCCACGAAGAAAGCAACGAAAGAAGAUGAAGAGGACGGGGAGUCACGGCCUUCGGGGUCCCCCUCCAACUGCUUCGGUUUCGUCGCCUACUCGGUGAACUCCGGGGACAAACCGCGACCCAAGAUAAAGACCUCAACCCACCAGCCUGCCAAUUGCUGCACCUCCCGGUCCGACCGCUCACUAUCCCCCUCUCCGUCGCCCUCGCCCAGAAAGCUCCGGUGCUUGGACCAGCCGGAGUCCGAACCAGAGGAGAGGCGAGAGUCUGAACAAGCGGAGAGGCGCGAACGCCACUCUAAAAAGAGGAGGGCUAGAGAGGGCAACCCCAACGCUACGCUUGACCUUAUGUGGCUGGGAACACCUUCCACCAUGGCCACCUCAGCAAGUUCCCACUUAAACAAAGGCAUCAAGCAGGUGUAUAUGUCCCUGCCUCAGGGAGAGAAAGUCCAAGCCAUGUAUAUCUGGAUCGAUGGGACUGGAGAAGGACUGCGCUGCAAGACCCGCACCCUGGACUGUGAGCCCAAGUGUGUGGAAGAGUUGCCCGAGUGGAAUUUUGAUGGCUCUAGUACUUUACAGUCUGAAGGCUCCAACAGCGACAUGUAUCUCGUGCCUGCUGCCAUGUUUCGGGACCCCUUCCGCAAGGACCCCAACAAGCUGGUGUUGUGUGAAGUUUUCAAGUAUAAUCGAAAGCCCGCAGAGACCAAUUUGAGGCACACCUGUAAACGGAUAAUGGACAUGGUGAGCAACCAGCACCCCUGGUUUGGAAUGGAGCAGGAAUAUACUCUCAUGGGGACAGAUGGGCACCCCUUUGGCUGGCCUUCCAACGGCUUCCCUGGGCCCCAGGGUCCAUAUUACUGUGGUGUGGGAGCAGACAGAGCCUACGGCAGGGAUAUCGUGGAGGCUCAUUACCGAGCCUGCUUGUAUGCUGGAGUCAAGAUCGCGGGGACUAAUGCCGAGGCCAUGCCUGCCCAGUGGGAAUUCCAGAUUGGACCCUGUGAAGGAAUCAACAUGGGAGAUCAUCUCUGGGUGGCUCGUUUCAUCUUGCAUCGUGUGUGUGAAGACUUUGGAGUGAUAGCAACCUUCGAUCCUAAGCCCAUUCCUGGGAACUGGAAUGGUGCCGGCUGCCACACCAACUUCAGCACCGAGGCCAUGCGGGAGGAGAACGGUCUGAAGUACAUUGAGGAGGCCAUCGAGAAACUAAGCAAGCGGCACCAGUACCACAUCCGCGCCUACGAUCCCAAGGGGGGCCUGGACAAUGCCCGGCGCCUAACUGGAUUCCACGAAACCUCCAACAUCAACGACUUUUCUGCUGGCGUAGCCAACCGUAGCGCCAGCAUCCGCAUUCCCCGGUCUGUCGGCCAGGAGAAGAAGGGCUACUUUGAAGACCGUCGUCCCUCUGCCAACUGCGACCCGUUUUCGGUGACAGAAGCCCUCAUCCGCACAUGUCUUCUCAAUGAAACUGGCGAAGAGCCCUUCCAGUACAAAAACUAAGUGGACUAGACUUGCAGCUGUUGAGCCCCCCCUGGUUCUCCAUCCCACUCCAAAUCUUCCCCCUCUCCCUGUCGCCCCAAUUAUAACUCAAAGGGUGGAAUAUCAAGGUCUUUUUUUAUUCC
Propithecus coquereli (Coquerel's sifaka) is the source of this 1674-nucleotide messenger RNA. RefSeq names its product glutamate-ammonia ligase (gene GLUL). Lineage: Eukaryota; Metazoa; Chordata; Mammalia; Primates; Indriidae. The coding region runs from base 407 to 1552 and encodes 381 amino acids. Gene Ontology annotation, cellular component: cytoplasm. The record is from RefSeq and is a predicted model, not a curated record. Gene Ontology annotation, molecular function: glutamine synthetase activity. The transcript is spliced from 7 exons.